Colius striatus (speckled mousebird) is the source of this 5197-nucleotide messenger RNA. RefSeq names its product reticulophagy regulator 1 (gene RETREG1). Gene Ontology annotation, biological process: reticulophagy; negative regulation of neuron apoptotic process. Lineage: Eukaryota; Metazoa; Chordata; Aves; Coliiformes; Coliidae. Bases 21 to 1457 code for a protein of 478 amino acids. The transcript has 9 exons. Gene Ontology annotation, cellular component: endoplasmic reticulum membrane. The record is from RefSeq and is a predicted model, not a curated record.
UCCGCGGCCGCCACCGAGCCAUGGCGAGCGCGGUGCCCGCGCAGCCCCGCGAGGCAGAGGCGGGCGGGGAGCAGCCGGAGGUCCCGGAGGAGCGGGACGCAGCGGCGGUCGGGGCUGUGGAACCGGCGGAGGUGUCACGAGAGGCGGCCGUGGCGCUGCUGGGGGAGACGGGGCUGGCAGUGGGCUGCUGCAUCGCGGCGGCGCUGAGCUGGGAGCGGCCCCUCCACAGCUUGGGCGGCUUCGUCUGCGCCAACCUGCUCUUCUGGUUUGUCGCACUGACUCCUUGGAGAGUGUAUCAUCUGACUUCUCUCAUAAUACUUGGAGUGCUUAUUAUUCAGAUAAUAAAGGAUUUGGUGUUCUCGAGGAUAAAAGGUGCACAGCUUUGGAGGACCAUCACUGGCAACUGGAAGGUCAUCAAUUCCAGGCAAGACUACAGACCUAGAAUAAAUCAGUGCAUUUCAGAAGCACUGAUGAAUUUAUUUGUAUUUCUUCAAGAAAUGUCCCACUUCAAGGAACAAAACCCUGGCAAGUUUUGCCUACUAGUCUGCAGUGUGUGUACAUUUUUCACUGUCUUGGGAAGUUACAUUCCUGGAGUUGUCCUCUCCUAUGUCUUGCUAUUGUGUGCCUUUUUAUGUCCCUUCCUUAAGUGCAAUGAAUUUGGACAGAAAGUGUGCAACAAAAUUAAGGCUAUUCUGAUGAAACUAGAUUUUGGAAUAGUGGAAUAUAUCAACCAGAAGAAAAAAGAGAGAUCUGAAACAGCAAAAACAAAACCCACAGAAGAUGACAGUGAAUUAGACAUAUCAGCUCUGUGUCCUAAGGUUAGUCCUGCAGUUGUUGCCAAAGAGCUGUCAGUAUCUGACACAGAUAUAUCAGAAGUCUCUUGGACUGAUAAUGGGACCUUUAACUUAUCCGAGGGGUAUUCUCCACAGACAGACACAUCUGAUGAUUUUGACCGACCUAGUGAUCAUGAAGAAGCUUUUGCUAGAGAUCUUUCAGAAUUUCCUUCUCUGGAAAACGGUGCCGGGACAAACGAUGAUGACGACUCGAGCAUCGGGGUGCCUGCCCAGCAAAAAAGAACAAAAGAACAAACAUAUUUCAAGGUGGAUGAUGUUUCCAGACAGAGUAAAGAGAGGCCAUCCACUGCAGGGCUUUCCUUGCCUUUGACCAGUGACCAAACCUUUAAUUUAAUGAGCGGAAUCGCUGGGGAUGUCAUCGCAGCUGCUGUGUCUGCUGCCAUCAAAGACCAGUUGCAGUCUGCACAGCCAGCUCCCUCACAGGCGGUGCCCAGUUUGAGUGAGGAGACAGACACAGAGGAAGCUGAUGAUUUUGAACUGCUUGACCAGUCUGAGCUUGAGCAGAUUGAGAAAGAACUGGGACUUUCACAAGGCCAAGAAGCAGAAUCCCAGGAAAAGAAAAAAUCUUCAGGUUUCCUUUCAAAUCUGCUUGGAAGUCAUUAACCUGGAGAUGGCACCUGGUAAAGUAGAAGAGAUAAGACAUAAAAAAAACACACAGAAAAAAAAAUCAAAUGCAAAAAGAAAAAAAAAAUAAAAGGCAAAUUCUGAUCUGUCAGCUUUAACGAUCACUUUAGAUGUGUUGUAACAAUUUCCCUUACGCAGAGUGAAUUAACUGGAUAAAUAUCAGCUGAUACUGAUAGUUUAAUGUUUCUGGUAGUUAUACCUCAAUGUAAUAGCAUGGAAAUGAAUUAUCUAUCCACUGUUUGGUUUCAGAUGAGUGUUGGAGGUCAGUUGUUCAAAAGAGUUGGGGGAGAGGGUUUUUUUUUUAAUCCUUUUGCCAACCAUGUGUUUUGGGGUCCUGAGCCAAAUUUUCAGCAUCGGCCGUUUAUUUACUCUUGGUUGCCAACCACGUGAUACAAUUAACAACUCAUACAAGGGUAAGUUGUCAGAGGAUUGCAAUGAGAUCAACUAAAUCUCACCUCCUUCAAUCACACCGAAAAGUAAGAAUCCCUGCAGUUAGCAUUAUGUAUAGUGCAUCUACUAUAUGUGAGACACAUUAACCAGCACAACUCUAGCUUAAGUAUGUGUGCAGCACUAUCAAAGAACUCGGUUUGUACUUAAAACCUUUGAAUUAUUUUGGAUAUGGUGAUGCAUUUCCAAGGUUGUUUUGCUGUUUUAGGCUUGUAGAGUUGUAAAGUGGCAUGCUAUUUGACUGAUCACCUGCUGUGUUCUUGGUAGAGUCUGGUCCUUGGUAGUAUUGCCCACAGAAAGUCAGGCAACGCCUUCUUAUAUGUAAGAGUUAUCAUGUAAAUUGAACAACGUUUUUAGGAGCAGGUGAGAGUAGUUUUAAGAAAAAGUAAAUAAAGGAAAGGCUUUUUUUAGGUGCCACUUUCUUAAUUCAAGAUUCUUUGUGUUUGGGUUUGGUUCUUUUCCCCCCCAGGACAGCUGCCAUCACUUGCAACAAAAGUUGUGUAGCAAGCUGAAUAUUUUAAGAUACUUCAAAGUAUUCAGUGAGGUCAUUUGAUGUAGAAGACACUCAGAAUCAUCUUCUUGGCAUGUAAUUGAAAACAAACAAAAAUAACUUGUUGAAAUUAUUUGCCAGUUUAAACUGCACACACACACUGAGUGGGUGGCAUGGGAUCUUAAGCAAGUAACUUACUCAUCUUUUUUCUGGGGCUUUUUUGUUCACCUGUGACAAAAUGGAAUUGUGAUACCAAGCAAUAGUAAUUAAAGGAAUAGGAAGAAGUAAAGCUAGUUUUAUUUCACGUGAUGUAAACCAUUAGCAAAGUUGAGGGACCAUGUCAGCUGCUACUACUACUCCAGUGAUUUUUCCAUUUGCUGGCAUUUAACGAGGUGAAUACUGUCAUUUAGGACCCUCAGAAAGUACAGCAAAAGAGUAUCAAAAUCGUCCACUAACAUAUAUGUGUAGGUAAACUCGUGUUUUUAAAGUUAACUCCAUUUUAAUUGUUUUUUUCCUUUUGAGGUGAAAAAAAUAGGCCGAUGGCCAAAAGAGUGUAGCAAAAGAAAGAUACUGAGAAUUUUUGACACUAGCUUUAUGGUUGCUUGUGCUUCUGUGUCAGUAAUGCAUAUUGACCGUGUUUGCUGUCCUUUACCAGUAAAACAAAGUGAGCCUGUGCCUUCAUUAUCAAAUCCAUUACAAAGUAAGUGGAUGCUGGGUAUUGAUCCCGCGAGAUGCAGCUUCCGAAAUUGCAUCUUAACAUUAAAAGCGAGUUUCUGGGAAUUAUUAAGAAACCCACGGCCACAUUACAGUGUUGGUUACUAAGUUUCCUUUGUAGCUUCCCCCCAGCCUGUCCUUGCCAUUUGAAUAAAAACCAAUAAACAACAAAAGAAGCUUUUGCUGGGAACACAGUAAUUUUAAAGGCCAUUUGUAUUUCAGGGACGAGCUGAAAGCCUUGUUUCCUUGCUGCAUGUUUAGGACAAUCUAUACCUUUAGAACAACUUCCAAGUUGCCGAUGAAACUUUGUAGGACACCCAAACAAACACGCGCUUCCUUGUACAGGAGAUACUGGUGCCAGGAGGGGAAAGGGGCUACGGGACAGAGAGGGAGCAGUCCUUCACAGGCUUUUCUGGAGCAGGUUGAUGGGACAGGAUAGCUGGCUGUCAAUGGUGGCAUUAUAACAGCGUGCACUUUAUUGUUGUUUUAUGAAGAAUACUUGUGGUUACAGAAGUUUGCAAUGCAGGGGCACUCUUCUAGAAUAAUAGAUUAGAUCAAGAAGGAAGAGCAGUCGGAGGAGUUUCUUGGACUUUUUGUACAUGAUCCAUUUUCUGGUUUCAAGAUAGACAAUUAGAUCGAUUUUACUCCACUACAAGUCCCAGUUAUUUUUUUUUCAGAAAGAAAAAGCCAAACUUGAACAUGCAAAUCAUUAAAGUUUAGGGGUGUAAUUUCUUCUAUGAGUGUCUUUAGAUUAUUUUUUCUAUUCUCGAGGUAAUCCAUUACAUUCAGGCUCCUAAAUAUUGUGUAAUGGGAAGGAGGUAAUUCUGUGACGUUUCAUAUUCUUCCUCGGGUAGAGGAAAGAUGUGUUAAUUUUCUGCACGAAAUUGCCUCUUCCCUCCCAAACAACUGCACGUAAGAAACGCUUUGCUUGGACACGAUACAUUCCACUGCCAGCAGUUUGACAGCAAAACAUAAAGAAAACAGUUCUCCCCUUUGUGAUGUCCCUUCCACGCUGCCCUCAGUUGGAAAUCCCUCCAGAAACAUGCAUUUUGCUGUAUUCUAGCAGCAGCCACAACAUAGUAGUUACUUAAAAUUCCUGUAACAAUGGUCUGUGGUGUUUUUCCUGCACAGCACUGUCAUCACCUUCCCAUCUUCCAAACCUGAAUGCACAGGCAGGAAGAAAGGCAACCCAAUAAGAGAAAGCUUUGAAACAUGCAUUUGUUCCAUGGAACGCCAGCUGGCCUGCAAUUUCGAGACAAAAAGCAGAACAUUCAGCAUUAGAGGGCGAGAUCAGAGAGUGUGGAUGUGUGAGCAAGUGCCAUGGGGUGAGACAGGGUGUAAUCUUGCUGUGGAACAGUUCUGCAUAUGUUACCUGGUGUGUUCUUACCCGGUGGGAAAUUGAGGAUGCCGUGUGUUUUUGCAAUAGUGUGACUAGAGCAUUCGCUCUCCCUCACCUCACCGUGGCUUCUUCACACAUCUCUGCUAGAGGAAAGUGAUGUGUGUCAGGACAGGGUCUGGGGGAUGCAGUUCAGCUCUUUGCACUUGGAAAACUUCACCUCAGGUUGGUACAUCUGAGCACAGACAGAGCAGAGCGUUCCUCCUUUGGCAUUAGGCGUAUCAAAUCCAGCGUGGAAGGAUCUGUUGUCAGCACGUGGGGCUUGUCACAUGUACAUACCACACACCUCCUCACCAUUCUUCAGCUUGUUUGUGCAAAAAUGAAAUAACAAUGCAGAAGAGGGGAAAUGAUUGUAACCCAGGGUAAUCAGAUCUGAAGAAGUACUCGUUUUUACUUGUGGGGGGUUUUUUUGUUCUGUUUUGCACUUUUCCCAGACUGUUUAAGCCUUCUGAACAAACUCCCUGUAGUCUCCGUGUCUGUUCUCAGCACUGGAUAACAGUCUGUUAAACACCGCCUAUCCAGGUAACCAGAAACUGGACAAUUACAAAAUGUCUUUAUUUAAAAUAUUUUGCAGCACUUUACCUAGCCUGAUUACUAUUUUGUAAACAUGGAAUUAUUAUAUUGAUUGUUUGUAAAACCAUUUAAUAAAUAUGUGUUAGUUUUUAUCUUUCA